Molecule: messenger RNA, 1516 nt
Organism: Tripterygium wilfordii
Lineage: Eukaryota; Viridiplantae; Streptophyta; Magnoliopsida; Celastrales; Celastraceae
Product: methionine gamma-lyase
Exons: 2
Coding region: 48-1412 (454 amino acids)
Biological process (GO): transsulfuration
Cellular component (GO): cytoplasm
Molecular function (GO): pyridoxal phosphate binding; carbon-sulfur lyase activity
Source: RefSeq, a predicted model, not a curated record
AACCCCUUCCCUUAUACCCACAUAUUUUACCUCUCUCUAAAAAAAUCAUGGCUGAAAUCAAGUCCUCUCACGGCGCCUUUGCUUUCUCCGGCAAGAAGCGAUCCGGACCGGAAGACAACGACGGCGACGAUGGAGUCGUCGCCAAGAAGUCCUUGUUAAUUCCAGCGGUGGCAAUUGGAGAGGAUCCAGCUGCCGCAUUGGCCUCGGCACGUCAUGAAUUUGGCGAGCACGGAGGAGUCAACAUGUCAAUCGAAGCCUCCGCAACGUUCACCGUCAUGGAGCCGGAGACGAUGAGGCGUAUGUUCUCCGGUGAGCUCGGGCCAGAUCGGGAUUUCUUCAUCUAUAGCCGUCACUUCAAUCCAACCGUACUCAAUCUCGCCCGUCAAAUGGCUGCCCUGGAAGGGACCGAGGCUGCUUACUGCACGGCCAGCGGUAUGUCGGCGAUAUCAUCGGUGUUGCUGCAGUUGUGCAGCAGCGGAGGACACGUGGUCGCUUCGCGGGCUUUAUACGGUGGGACCCAUGCCCUGCUCACGCACUUCUUUCCUAGGGCGUGUAACAUAACGACGUCGUUUGUGGAUGUCAGGGAUUAUGAGGCGGUGAGGAAUGCGAUCGUGGAAGGUAAGACCAAGGUGCUUUAUUUUGAAUCAGUCUCGAAUCCGACCCUCACCGUCGCCAAUGUCCCGGAGCUCAGCCGGAUUGCUCACGACAAAGGAGUCACGGUGGUUGUGGACAACACGUUUGCCCCGAUGGUGCUUUCUCCGGCCAGGCUUGGUGCUGACGUGGUUGUUCAUAGUAUCUCUAAGUUUAUCAGCGGUGGAGCUGAUAUCAUCGCAGGUGCCGUUUGUGGGCCGGCGAGCUUGGUGAACUCGAUGAUGGACCUUCACCAAGGGGCGUUAAUGCUUCUGGGCCCAACAAUGAAUGCCAAGGUGGCCUUUGAGCUAUCAGAGAGAAUUCCUCACUUGAGCGUUAGAAUGAAAGAGCACUGCCACCGUGCAAUGGUUUAUGCGACCAGGAUGAAAAAACUGGGCCUAAAAGUCAUAUACCCAGGCCUUGAAGACCACCCAGAUCAUGGGCUCUUGAAGUCCAUGGGCAAUAAGGAAUAUGGGUUCGGUGGGCUUCUUUGCCUUGACAUGGAAACUGAAGACAGGGCUAACCGUUUAAUGAACCAUUUGCAGAAUUACAGUCAAUUUGGGUUCAUGGCAGUAAGCUUGGGGUACUAUGAGACACUCAUGUCUUGCUCUGGGAGUAGCACAAGUAGUGAAAUGAAUGCUGAAGAGAAAGCUCUUGCCGGAAUCUCUCCUGGGCUGGUAAGGAUGUCUAUUGGGUAUAUAGGGACAUUGGAGCAGAAAUGGGCCCAAUUCGAAAAGGCCUUAUCUAGGAUUCAAGGCCCAGGUUUGCUGAACAAGAACUAGGUGGUUAACUGGUGUGUAAUAAUCCGAUGGUGGCUUCUCCCCUUUCUUGUAAAUUUGUAAUAAUUGGACGCUUUGUUUGCCAAUUGGGAUCUUUGUUUUUCUUA